Messenger RNA from Suillus bovinus, 795 nucleotides. RefSeq lists its product as uncharacterized. The coding region runs from base 1 to 795 and encodes 264 amino acids. NCBI's taxonomy places the organism in Eukaryota, Fungi, Basidiomycota, Agaricomycetes, Boletales, Suillaceae. The record is from RefSeq and is a predicted model, not a curated record. The transcript has 7 exons.
AUGUGCUAUGCUCCGCAUCCACCUUCAGUAGAGGCAUCAGAUAUCACGAGGAUGGCUUCAUACAAGCGACCUUUCCUUGUGCACAUAUCUGCAUGCAGGACGCCAGGGAGCCAUUUCGAAGCAUAUUGCACUCAGGUUGUGGAGGAGAUAGUCACUGUUGCACACAGCACUGGUCAACCAGCUGAGUCAGGCUUAAAGUGUAAGGAGACCAAACAAAUGAAAAGAUUGGAUCUAACACACCCAGAUGCAAUCAAACUGAUAUCCUGCAAGAGGGACAGGCUCAAGAGGGCCUUGAAGGACAACACACUCGCCCUGGUGGACUCCCAGGAUAGAAGUCACAUUGAGGGCUAUGCCUUGGAUGGCAAGGACCCUGCCGAGAAUCUAUAUCGACAGAAGGCCAUUCUCCUCUUAGUGGCCCUUCAUAUCUUGAAACUGAUUCCCCACGAGCCCAAACAUUCAUUAGUGGAUCUAUUCCCUGAUCAGUAUGAAACCAUUCCAGAGCACUAUGUAGCAAUGGCAUGUGCUAUGCUUGUCAUUCGUUUCAGGCUAUGCUUUCCCGACCAUCAAAUUCCUAAAAUUACUGCUCACAUCCUGCAGAGGGAGGCCUAUUUUCAGUUGGUUCUCCUCAGGAUGGCUCGCAUGGGCAACAGCCCAGAAGCUAUUGAGCUGAACCAGUGGAUGAGGACAAGCACAUUCGAUCCAAGGGGAAGCAAGGAAGACAAAUCCACAGUUGUGCAGUGGCUGUGCGAGGCGAGCGAUGUAAGCGCGAAGCGCGGGAAAAUCGCGCGUGAUUAG